AUGGACGGUUUGCCUUUUAUACCAGGAUUUCGUUUUAAUGACAUAACAAAACUAGAUUUCAAUUUGAGUACUCAGUUCCAAUGGAAAAACGGAUACGCCCUUCCCAAAGAUAAGUCGACGGGUAUAGGAAAGAGUAAAUUAGACGCCGAUAGCAUAUUGUAUGGUGAAUCAUUUGACGUCAUUGGUUACAACCCAGAAUUGACAUAUGGAAAAGCCAAAGACGAUUCGAAACCAAUCGACCUACCACAUUUCGUUAAGUUGGAUAGAAAAUGUCUCUCUUAUUAUGGAUACGCCCAACAUACCAUACUUAAUUCACCAAUAGAGACAUUUCGAGUGCGCAAAAUUAAAAUUACAUACUUCUUGGUUGAUGACACUAUUGUCGUUACGGAGCCCGUUGUCAAGAACGCGGGUUAUGUCCAAGGAUGUAUAUUAAAACGUGGCCAAAUACCGAAUCCACAUCGCGAAGGUAGACCUUGGCAUUGGUCCGACUUCAUUAUUGGCGAGGAAAUCAGUUUCUACGGAAUCGCGUACAGGUUGUGCGGCUGCGACUUGUACACCAGAAAAUUUUUGACCAGCAUGGGCAUGGUAGUGAUCGAAAAUCAACCGAUGAUCGCCGACCCUUACACCAUAAACAGGCAGACGAUACUGCAGCAUGUAAACGGACAAUCGAAAUCGCCAGACGGUAAGUCUGCAGAGGACAAGCUCAGGCAGUUUUUGGAAUAUGAUGGAAAAGUGUUGAGAUUUUACGCGACCUGGAAUAAUGAUAUUUCAGAUCCCACAGAGUGUAAGUAUUUCAUAGUCGUUUAUUACCUAAAAGACGAUCGGUUAGAAAUAAACGAAUCAAAAACCAUGGGUAAUACAUGUGAGCUGAAUCCAUCAGCUGUGUUUUUAAGCAAAAUUAAAUUACCCAAACAUUGGUCAAAUUUGCCACCAAACUUUCCAUCUAUUUAUUUAGAAGCAGGAAAUGAAUAUCGAGAAUAUUAUCGACCAAAAGAUUUCAUAGUUGGAAAUGCAAUAAAUGUGAUGGGUCGUAGAUUUAUGCUGUAUGACUGUGAUCCAUUUACUAGAGAUUACUACAAAGACAUUUUGAAAAUUGUUCAACCUGAACCCAUCCAAAUAAUAGAUCUGAAAAAUAAUGAUUUAACUGUGACUCGACUGCAGGCAAUACCACCUCAUACUGGUAUUGGUGAGCCAGACGAUACACUCCAGAAUUGUUUAUCACUUGUACCUAAACCACCAAAAACUUUGGAUUUUGUUACGUUUGUGCUUAACGCAACUAAAAAACUUAGGUAUAAAUUGAAGAUGGUACCUGUGUAUGAAGUAGACAAUCUUCGUGAUUUUAUCAUGGAAUAUUGCAUUGGCAAUGAUCAAAUGUGCAUAGUUGAAUUAGCUAGUAAAAACAGUGGAUUUUAUAAAGGACGAUUCAUGUCAUCUGUACGGUUACGGAAACCGGGCACCAGUAUAGAUUCAAAUCAAUUCUAUGGGCCCAAAGAUUUUGCAAUUGGUGCUGAAUUGUAUGCAAAAGGUUUAGUUUUUAUAAUUACUGAAUUGGACGUGUGGUCAUACAAAUAUAUGAUCGAAAACAAGGAUAUGUUCACCCAAGAUGCCAUUGAUGGAGCUAAACGUUUUUUGGAAAGCAAAAACUUGUUGAAAAGUCAAGAAAAUGUGGAUGGAAUAUCAGUGCAUGAAAGUACACCAAUUUUAUCGGAUACCUAA
Messenger RNA from Rhopalosiphum maidis (corn leaf aphid), 1716 nucleotides. Its product is annotated as EF-hand domain-containing protein 1-like. Gene Ontology annotation, cellular component: mitotic spindle; axoneme. The coding region runs from base 1 to 1716 and encodes 571 amino acids. The transcript is spliced from 9 exons. Lineage: Eukaryota; Metazoa; Arthropoda; Insecta; Hemiptera; Aphididae. The record is from RefSeq and is a predicted model, not a curated record. Gene Ontology annotation, molecular function: alpha-tubulin binding. Gene Ontology annotation, biological process: mitotic cytokinesis; mitotic spindle organization; cilium-dependent cell motility.